CCCUCGCGUCGGUGACUCCAUCGGCUUUUGAUUUGGAAGAGCGCUGAUUGGCUGGAAGCGAUUCAACACACGCCGGGCCAGAGCUUUGUCUGAGUUGAAGUGAAGUUGUACAGAUUUCAGCCCGGAGUCAGCAUUCACGGGUGUUUAGUCUGCAGCCGAGCAGAGAAAGGGAGAAAGGAUCGCCCCGGAGAGCCUCGCCGCAGACCCCGGCGGCGCGCUGCCAUCGCUGGAUUCCUCUCCACCACGGCGAAGGCGCGCGGCGGGGGGACGCGCUGCCUGCCCGGAGAGGGCGCCGACCGCCGAGCUAGCGCAAGCCUUGGAAGCCGCGCCGAGAAGAGCGGGGAGUCGUGACACGGUGUGUAUGAAACAAAAGUUUGCGAGCUGUUAAUUGCUGUGCUGGAUUCUUAGGAGACGCUUUCAAGUUUCAAGUGCCAAAGAUAGCUUAGCUUUCUGGUGCCAAAGCAAGUUGGGGGGCAUUGCUUUGCUGUUAUAACUUGCUCUGUGAAGGGACUCUCAUAAACUGACCAUUGCACCAAAUGAAUACUAAAAUGCACUUUAGCUUUGUGUUUGCACUCUUGUUGGUAUCGUUCAACCUCCGUGUCCUUGGCAAGAAUUUGAAAUACAGUAUUUAUGAGGAACAGAUGAUUGGAUCAGUAUUUGCAAGACUAUCGGAGGAUGUGGCUGAUGUUUUAUCCAAGCUACCUAAUCCUUAUGCCGUUCGUUUUCGAGCCAUGCAAAGGGGAAACUCUCUUCUUGUGGUCAAUGAGAAUAACGGGGAGAUCAGCAUAGGGGCUACAAUUGACCGCGAACAACUAUGCCAGAAAAACUUGAACUGUUCCAUAGAGUUUGAUGUGAUCACCCUACCCACAGAGCAUCUGCAGCUUUUCCAUAUUGAAGUCGAAGUGCUGGAUAUUAAUGACAAUUCUCCCCAGUUUUCAAGAUCUGUCAUCCCUAUUGAGAUAUCUGAGAGUGCGGCCGUUGGAACUCGCAUUCCUCUAGACAGUGCAUUUGAUCCAGAUGUUGGGGAAAAUGCCCUCCAUACGUACUCCCUCUCUGCCAAUGACUUUUUUAAUAUCGAGGUUCGGACCAGGACUGAUGGAGCCAAGUAUGCAGAACUCAUAGUGGUCAGGGAGUUGGAUCGGGAGCUGAAGUCAAGCUAUGAGCUAAGGCUCACGGCCUCGGACAUGGGAGUGCCUCAGAGGUCUGGCUCAUCCAUACUGAAAAUCACCAUCUCAGAUUCCAAUGACAACAGCCCUGCUUUUGAGCAGCAGUCUUACCUGAUAGAACUCUUAGAAGACUCUCCGGUGGGCACUUUGCUCCUGGAGCUGAAUGCCACUGACCCAGAUGAGGGCGCUAAUGGGAAAAUCGUGUAUUCCUUUAGCAGUCAUGUGUCUCCCAAAAUUAUAGAGACUUUCAAAAUUGAUUCAGAAAGUGGACAUUUGACUCUUUUCAAGCAAGUGGAUUAUGAAAUCACCAAAUCCUAUGAGAUUGACGUCCAGGCUCAAGAUUUGGGUCCGAAUUCAAUUCCAGCUCAUUGCAAAAUUAUAAUUAAUGUUGUGGAUGUGAAUGACAAUAAACCUGAAAUUAACAUAAACCUCAUGCCCCCUGGAAAAGAAGAAAUAUCUUAUAUUUUUGAAGGGGAUCCAAUUGACACAUUUGUUGCUUUGGUCAGGGUUCAAGACAAGGAUUCUGGGUUGAAUGGAGAAAUUGUUUGUAAACUUCAUGGUCAUGGUCACUUUAAACUUCAAAAGACUUAUGAAAACAAUUAUUUAAUCUUGACCAAUGCCACGCUGGAUAGAGAAAAGAGAUCUGAAUACAGUUUGACUGUGAUUGCUGAGGACAAAGGGACACCUAGUCUUUCUACAGUCAAACAUUUUACUGUUCAAAUCAAUGAUAUAAAUGACAAUCCACCCCACUUCCAGAGAAGUCGGUAUGAAUUUGUGAUCUCGGAGAAUAACUCGCCAGGGGCAUAUAUCACCACUGUUACAGCCACAGAUCCUGAUCUUGGGGAAAAUGGGCAAGUGACAUACACCAUUCUGGAGAGUUUUAUCUUGGGAAAUUCCAUAACUACCUAUGUAACUAUUGACCCAUCAAAUGGAGCCAUCUAUGCCCUCAGGAUCUUCGACCAUGAGGAAGUGAGUCAGAUCACUUUCGUGGUUGAAGCAAGAGAUGGAGGAAGUCCGAAGCAACUUGUAAGCAAUACCACUGUUGUGCUCACCAUCAUUGAUGAAAAUGACAACGUCCCUAUGGUUAUAGGACCUGCACUGCGCAAUAAUACUGCAGAAAUCUCCAUCCCCAAAGGAGCUGAAAGUGGCUUUCAUGUCACAAGAAUAAGGGCGAUCGACAGAGACUCUGGUGUGAAUGCUGAGCUCAGCUGCUCUAUAGUAUCAGGUAAUGAGGAGACUAUGUUUGUAAUUGAUCCCCGAUCAUGUGACAUCUACACCAAUGUGAGCAUGGAUUCUGUUCCCUACACAGAAUGGGAGCUCUCGGUUAUCAUCCAGGACAAAGGCAAUCCUCAGCUGCACACCAAAGUCCUUCUGAAGUGCAUGAUCUUUGAAUAUGCAGAGUCAGUUACAAGUACAGCAAUGACCUCAGUAAGCCAGGCAUCCUUGGAUGUCUCCAUGAUUAUCAUUAUUUCCUUAGGAGCCAUUUGUGCAGUGUUGUUGGUUAUUAUGGUACUAUUUGCAACAAGGUGUAACAGAGAAAAGAAAGACACCAGAUCCUACAACUGCAGAGUGGCUGAAUCAACUUACCAGCACCACCCAAAAAGACCAUCCAGGCAGAUUCACAAAGGGGACAUCACACUGGUGCCUACCAUCAAUGGCACUCUGCCCAUCAGGUCACAUCACAGAUCGUCUCCAUCUUCAUCUCCUACCUUAGAAAGAGGGCAGAUGGGCAGCCGGCAGAGUCACAAGAGUCACCAGUCGCUCAACAGUUUGGUGACAAUCUCAUCGAACCACGUGCCAGAGAAUUUCUCACUAGAACUCACCCAUGCCACUCCUGCUGUUGAGCAGGUUUCCCAGCUUCUCUCAAUGCUUCACCAGGGGCAGUAUCAGCCAAGGCCAAGUUUUCGAGGAAACAAAUAUUCCAGGAGCUAUAGGUAUGCCCUUCAAGACAUGGACAAAUUUAGCUUGAAGGACAGUGGCCGUGGUGACAGUGAAGCGGGAGACAGUGAUUAUGAUUUGGGGCGAGAUUCUCCAAUAGACAGGCUACUGGGCGAAGGAUUCAGUGACCUGUUCCUUACAGAUGGAAGAAUUCCUGCAGCCAUGAGGUUGUGCACGGAGGAGUGCAGAGUCCUGGGGCACUCGGACCAGUGCUGGAUGCCGCCGCUGCCCUCGCCGUCCUCUGACUACCGGAGCAACAUGUUCAUCCCGGGCGAGGAGUUCCCCGCACAGCCCCCGCAGCAGCCGGCGCACCCGAGCCUCGACGACGACGCGCCGCCUGCAGAGUGCGGGGAGAAGAAGAAGAGCUUCUCCACGUUCGGCAAGGACGCGCCGGCCGACGAGGACAGCGGGGACACCGGCACAUCCUCGCUGCUCUCGGAAAUGAACAGCGUGUUCCAGCGCCUGCUGCCGCCUUCCCUGGACACCUACGCUGAGUGCGGCGACGCCGAGCGGGCCAACUCCCUGGAGCGCCGCAAGGGACCGCUGCCGGCCAAGACGGGCGGCUACCCGCAGGGCGUGGCGGCCUGGGCGGCCAGCACGCAUUUCCAAAACCCCACCAGCAACUCGGCGCCCGCGCUGGGCGCGCACUCCAGUGUGCAGCCCUCUUCCAAGUGGCUGCCGGCCAUGGAGGAGAUCCCGGAGAACUACGAGGAAGAUGACUUUGACAAUGUGCUCAACCACCUCAACGACGGGAAGCACGAACUCAUGGACGCCAGCGAGCUGGUGGCGGAGAUCAACAAACUGCUGCAGGACGUGCGCCAGAGCUAGGAGACUGCAGCUGGGCGGCUUGGUUUCCCCUCUCUGUGGACAUGGGGAGACAGGAACACCCCGGGAAGAACUGGCGUUGCCAAAUCGUUGCAUUUAUCAUAAAUGUGUCUGUGUAUAUUGAAUAUGAAAUACCGUAUUUUCGUAUGUACACAAUGCAAGUGUGAUUAUUUUAAUCUGUAUUUUAAAAAUACAUUUGUACCUUAUAUUUAUGUGUAAUUUAACAAACAAAUUUUAUUUUUUUACUCCCAUGACAAACAUGUCUUUCCUAAUCAUGUAGAAACUAGCCACUGCUCAGAUCAUCUGUUCACCCACCAAGCAUAAUGGCACUGCUUAGAUUAGUGAGGUUGGGGAAGAAUUAGGAGGCAGUGUGGUAGGAACAACCCCACGAAAGCAUUAUGUGAGUCUGAGUUCCAUUAUGUGGUCCUGCUUCUUUUUCAAUGCUUUUUAAAAAACGAAGUGUUAUUAAAAUUGUUCAAAGCUUUUGUUGUUAUUAUUAUUUUUUUUUCACUGCUCUGUGCUAGCUCUGAUAGUUCAGUUCUUGCAGUACCGUCGACCAAUGCAGUGAAAUUUUGUUUCAGGCCUGGGAAGCAUCUGGAAGCAUAUUUGUGAAAUGCCUCUCAAAUGAGUUCUUCCCAGACCAUGGUGAACACAGGAGCAAAGUCCCGGUUUCCUGACUCCCAGGUCCCUACUAUUCCGUGGCAGCACACUGGCUUGUUCUUCAGAACACUUCUCCUACACUAUGAUUGUCUACUUAUAAUUAAGCAAACGAUGAAUUUCAUUCCGGGUUUGUGAUAAGAGAGGGAACCUGAGGAAAUGGCAUUUGUCCCUUACAUAGGUAGCAGUGUAUAUCCCAACAGCAGGAGGGAUUACUGGACAAAGACAGUCACACUCGUGUCCCUGCUGGGGUAGCAAAUGGAAACUGAUUUGUUCUGAUUCUAUUCUAGUUGAAUUUCCCCCCUUUCCUCUCACAAAACUUGAACAUUUUUAUCUUUUGCAAUGUUAUUUUUUUUUGCUAUGAUUAAUUUAGGUUUUGUCUCCAAUGCAUGAUGUCAUAUUUUUGCUUGUAUUUUUAGUAUAUGAACAUUUAUAAAAUCACCUUUUUUUGCUACAGCAAUUUUGUGACAAAUGGGAAAUUCUUUAUUUAUUGUGCUGUUAGCUCUCUGUGUGGAAUGCCUUGGUAAGAAAGAUCCUUAUUAUGACUAUUAUCAUUUAUGUCCAAGCUUCUAUUAAUAUUAUUUCUAUGAAUACACUAUCUUGAUUGUACUCUCCAGAAAAUUUUGCUGUCAAUGAAAAUAAAAAGAAAAUUAAAGUGAAGCUGAGGAGCUGUCUAUAAGUCAAAGUCCUGUUCAUAUAUAAAUGUCCAAAAGCUUUGCAUGCAACAUCUUCCUUCUGAGAGCGUGUAGGGUGUGUUAGAGAGGACCUUCAGCUGAUCAGACAAACAAGGCAACCACAGUGUGAGGAAUGAGUUUGAGACCUACCUGUAGUGUGGGUAAGAAGAAUUGACUGUGUUCUAACUAGAUUGAACAAUUUAAUGCACGUGGAGUGUCAAGAAAAAUAAAUAAAUAAUAGCUGCUAGGAAAUUUCUCAGAUUACAAAUGAUACUUUCAUGGAACAUUUUGUAUUAAAUUUUGAAGGAAAAAAAAAUGAUUUCCUGAUAAUGUUUCCAAGAUGGGAAAAUAUUCUCAUCCUUGGAUUACUAGUGCAGCACUGAAAUACUAGGAACAUUCAGUAAGCCAAAACAUGGCUAAAAAUCAGAUAUUUGACUUCUCAGAUGAGAACUCUCUUUCAAAAAGCACAUUUUCCUUUAAAGGAAAGAUUGCAAUUACAAGUGAAAUUUCAGUGUUUUCAGUAGAUUACACAUACAAAUGGUAACCACAUUUAAAUAUAUUUCUCCUUUCAACCUCACUUCCUGCCAGUGCAUAGUAUCAUUAACAAAAAAACUCCCAUAACCUCCCUGUUUUUAAUUUAAAGCACCAACAAUAGUUUAAGAAGCAAAGCUUCUUGAUACUUUGAUUAAUGGGAAGUAAAUAAAAUGCAAGUUUGUAUCCAACACAAAACCUUUGUACAUCCACGCCUUCUUAGCAUUGCAGGCUCCUACUGGCUGCUUCUCCAGUCUUCUCUAUUCAUUAUUGGUCCCCAUGUUCACAGCUAAGGGAACAUUAGUACAAUUUCAGGUUUUCACUCCUGUUGCCUUCACCAGUAAUAACAUUUUAGUGAAAACUGGGAUGUCUGAUGAAGACUUAGCGACCUAACUUCUCAAAUUUAUAUCUCAUCUUUAUUGAUCCCAUGCACCUCUUCAGUUUGAAACAAAAAACACGUAAAUUUUUUCUCCAUUCAUUAUUUCUUAAUGUCGCUGUCUCUACUGACUUACUUUAAAUGUUUUCCAAUGAUAAUCAUCUGUUAUGAGAAUUAGCUUCCAAAAAUGAAAUUUA
Lepus europaeus (European hare) is the source of this 6364-nucleotide messenger RNA. It is a transcript of the gene PCDH18, whose product is annotated as protocadherin 18. The transcript has 4 exons. Gene Ontology annotation, biological process: homophilic cell-cell adhesion. Gene Ontology annotation, molecular function: calcium ion binding. The record is from RefSeq and is a predicted model, not a curated record. Bases 537 to 3932 code for a protein of 1131 amino acids. Gene Ontology annotation, cellular component: plasma membrane. Lineage: Eukaryota; Metazoa; Chordata; Mammalia; Lagomorpha; Leporidae.